Adineta steineri is the source of this 258-nucleotide messenger RNA. The record is from the annotation of a GenBank genome assembly. Lineage: Eukaryota; Metazoa; Rotifera; Eurotatoria; Adinetida; Adinetidae.
AUGUUAUCUUGUGCUAUACGAUUUGUUAUAUUUCUUGCCAUUUGUCUAGCAAUUACUCAUGCAUAUCCAUCAUCAUCAAUGCACAGAAUAAAAAUGUCAUUAGCACGCACUGCAAAAUAUCCUGCCGCUUAUGACGGACAAAAUGUUGAUUACAAUAAUCAUUUGGUAGAUGCAAAUGAUAAUGAUAUAAAUGACAGUAAUGGCUUUGCAACAUGGUUAUUUCGUUCGCGUAAAUUCUGCUGUGCACCACCAUUGUAA